Molecule: messenger RNA, 2046 nt
Organism: Labrus mixtus (cuckoo wrasse)
Lineage: Eukaryota; Metazoa; Chordata; Actinopteri; Labriformes; Labridae
Product: low affinity immunoglobulin gamma Fc region receptor II-like
Exons: 9
Coding region: 665-1648 (327 amino acids)
Biological process (GO): cell surface receptor signaling pathway
Molecular function (GO): transmembrane signaling receptor activity
Source: RefSeq, a predicted model, not a curated record
CUUUUGUGAGUACCUCCGAGUCUCCUCCCGUCUUUUGUCUCCCAUGUUUUCAGUCAGCCCCAAACUAAGGGUUCCUGUAGUAUAACUGAACCUCAUCAGUCGGCAAAGUCCUUGUCGACUUCUCCGGCCUCUGAUUGUCAAACAAAUGCACGUUGGCCAUGAGGGGGAGGAGCAACACAAAUUCCAACAUAUUGUUGGUUAAAGACAAUUACAAAGUUGGCUUACUAUCAGCUGUAGACUAUAUCAAGAAUUAGAGGACAUGUGUCCCAGCAGGACUUGGAAAACGCUGAAAGUCGUCCAUAUUGAUGCUUUAAACUGUGUGGACGGUGCUAUUGCAGGUUGUUUCAGGCUCACAGCAGCAACACCUGACCAUCAAAUGACUAAAGUGACCGAAGGAUGAGGGCUUACAGUUUCAGCCUGCAUUUCAGCCUGCAGAUGUGUCUGCAGAUAUCUUGUGUUUAUGUUUUUAACAGCUGACCUUUUUAUUUCAAACUGCCUGACUUUACGUGUUUGUAUCAAUGUUUUCACAUCAUAGCAGUCCGCUUCGUUCUUUGGCUCUGCCCAAUGACGCUAAUCUAUCAACUGAGGUGUUACCACCACCACAGCAGCUCAGUCAGUGUGAACUUCAUUUUGAAAAAAAUCUAACUGUCAAAUUUAGGGUUACAUGAGCAGCAUGAAUAGGCCACACAGGAAGAAGCCCCUCCUCAGUUACACUUCAGUUCAGCUUGGUGUUCAGACAGUCAACAUGGAGGUCGACGCGCUCUGCAUCAAACUCUUGGUCCACGUGUUAUUCCUGCUGUGUGCACAUGUUCAGGAUGUUGAUUCACUGAUUCUCCGUCUUGAACCAAACAGACUGCAGUUCUUUGAAUACGAGUCUCUGAUCUUCCAUUGUGAGGGCUCUCAUGACUCGACUGGAUUGAAAAUUGUACAUCGGUCCAAAGGGGAAUUACUCAAAUGUAACACUACAGUGACAUCAAAAAGGUCAUCCUGCACUAUUCCUAUUAUUUUUCCACAGGACAGUGGGCAAUACUGGUGUGAGUCCAGAGAUGGGAAGAGAAGCGACAUCAUCCAGAUCAAUGUUACUGAUGGUCCUGUGAUCCUGGAGAGUCCCAUCAGUGUGGUGGAGGGAGAAGCUGUGACUCUGCGCUGCAGACACAAGACGACCUCAUCCAAUCUCUCAGCCGAUUUCUACAAAGAUGGCCGUUUUAUCAGAAGAAGCUCUACAGGAAACAUGAGCAUCCCCAGUGUUUCCAAAUGUGAUGAAGGAUUGUACAAGUGUAGCAUCUCUGGAGGAAGAGAAUCAGCCGAGAGUCUGAUGGCUGUCCAAGACAACCAGGGAGAGAAUGCCUCAUCCUAUUCUACCCCAUGGAUAGUUAUGACUGUUUUAUCUAUUCUGUUGUUGCUGGUUGGACUUCUCCAUUUCGGCAAAUAUAUUCGGAACAAAGUUUCAGUCACUGUUGAGGCCCGUCGAGUGGCAGCAGAUGCACCAAGCGACCAAGUGAUGUAUGCUGCGAUUACAAUAGACAGGACAAAGAGAGAGCAAGGAGUAUCCAGAGUAAUGACGGCGACAGUUCACUCAGCUGGUACAAACCGACCUUUGACACAGGAACCCCUCUAUUCUUUGAUCAAGUCGCAGCAUGACGGCUGACUGAAGGACGAGCAGCACAUGAGACGUUUGGUUGAACCUGAUGUGUGAAAAAACACUUUUUAUUUUAUUUUGCAUUGUAGAAAUGCUUUUCGUGCUUUGCGCCCUACAUGUGUUGAUGCUUAAAGAUAUAUUAAAGAGAUGCGUUUUGUAUUUUCAGAUGUAUUAUCUGUUAUUAUAUAGUGACAGUUAAACCCACAUGUUCCAUCUGCUGUGUGUAUUUAUGUGAGUGUGAAACUGUGGUCAACCACCACCUUGAUGCUGCAGCUUCACUUUCAUCUGAAGCACGCUGAUCGAGUCCAAAUAAAGAAAUGAGUCUGACACUUUAAGUCUAACGUGGUUGUAAAUGUCAUACAUGAGAAGACAGAAAAUAACUGUGCCAUUAAAGAAGUGUACUGGUG